This is a messenger RNA of Neltuma alba, 1377 nucleotides long. Its product is annotated as transcription repressor KAN1-like. The coding region runs from base 1 to 1251 and encodes 416 amino acids. Gene Ontology annotation, biological process: regulation of DNA-templated transcription; abaxial cell fate specification. NCBI's taxonomy places the organism in Eukaryota, Viridiplantae, Streptophyta, Magnoliopsida, Fabales, Fabaceae. The transcript has 6 exons. Gene Ontology annotation, molecular function: transcription cis-regulatory region binding. Gene Ontology annotation, cellular component: nucleus. The record is from RefSeq and is a predicted model, not a curated record.
AUGCCCUUACAAGGGAUUGCCAUCGAGCCCAGUUCCACAUGUUCUCCUCCUGAUCUUUCCCUUCACAUAAGUCCUCCAACCACUUCUUCUUCUUCUUCAAAUUUGGCAACUCAAGCUCGUACUGAGCUCUCUCUAGCUCCCAAUUUCCGCACAGACCAAUCUCUUUCUCAUUAUCAUCAUCAUCAUCAUCACAAUCACAACCCCACCAUUAAUGCUUCUGCCGCCACAAACUCUCACUUGAACCGCAUGAAUUCGUUCCUUGAUGCGUCCUCCGACGUCGGCCUGAGACCCAUCAAGGGGAUCCCGGUGUAUCACAACCACCGUUGCUUCCCUUUCUUGCCCGUCGACCAUUCCACCGGAAAGGAUCUUCAUCAUCACAAGAUGUGGUUGCAUCAUCCCUUGCCCUCUAACACUUCUUUCUCUUCCUCUUCUUGGGCUUAUAAUAAUAACAAUACGAUGGGAGCAUCAGGAUUGGAUAAUCCGAUGUGGGUUUUAAACGGGUCGUCGCCUGCUAAUUUCAAAUCUCAUCAUCAUCAGUUGCACUAUGGGGUCGGGGUUGGGGCUUCUCAUCAUCGCAAUGAAGAGGCCACAUCCUCAUCGGGGUUCAUGAGAUCCAGAUUUAUGAUGCCUAAACUACCCUCCAGGAGAAGCAUGAGAGCUCCUAGAAUGCGUUGGACUACAACCCUCCAUGCCAGAUUCGUUCACGCCGUUCAGCUUCUUGGCGGCCAUGAAAGAGCCACUCCAAAGUCAGUUCUGGAGCUGAUGGAUGUGAAAGAUCUCACAUUAGCUCAUGUUAAAAGCCAUUUGCAGAUGUAUCGAACAGUCAAGACCACUGACAAGCCUGCUGCUUCCUCAGGCCAAUCAGAUGGAUCUGGUGAGGAUGACAUGUCCCCCGUCGGUGGCAACGCCGAUCGUGGUGGUCUUCGCCAGUUUUCCAAUCCAAGAGGCCGAUCAGCAGAUCGAUCUCUGCAACAAGACGUAGACCAUCCUUCUACUACUCUAUGGAGUAAUUCUUCAAGCAGAGAGCCAUGGCCGCCACAGAAUAAUCCUUAUGAUAUGGAUGGUCUCAGAAAAACUGCCUUCCACUCACAACCGAUGUCAAGAGGGCAUCAAACUCAGGAAUGUAAUUCAAGGGAAGCACGAGUGCUAGUGAAGAACAGUUUGUCAGAUGUUAAUAGAGAAUGCAAGAAUCCAUGCUUGGAGUUUACGUUAGGAAGACCAGAUUGGAAUGGUGGCAGAGGACAGGCCUAGCUAAUUGAUUUUUCAUUAUAUAAUUAUAACUAUAUAUAUCCAUGCCGAUCGACAAGUUCAUCAUCUUAUUCGUUCUUCAAAUGUAGAGAGAGAGGUGGUCUUAUAAUUGCCAGUGAGAAGAGAAAA